GUGCACUCCAAUGCUGCUGCCAAGCUUGUAGUUAUCGGCUGAAACGCUGCUGGCAACGUGCGUGGCUGGGAACAAAACAAGAGGUGCAGGAUACGACGUAUACGUUUUGUGGAAUUUUAGUGUAACGUAUCACCUUCAGUACAAGCAUGAGCAUCGCCGCAUUACUAGAAGCUGCCGAAUAUAUAGAAAGGAGAGAGCGAGAGGCAGAACAUGGAUAUGCGUCCACGAUGCUUCCCCUUCCAGAAGAUCUCAAUAGAAGAAGACCAAAAUUGAAAAAGACUCAGGGAAACAGGUCAUCGCACAAUGAACUGGAAAAGAACAGGCGGGCUCAUUUGCGGAAUUGUCUCGAAAAAUUAAAGGAAAUCGUUCCUUUAGGACCCGAAUCAAAUCGCCAUACGACGUUAGGUCUUUUAACCAAAGCUAAAUCCUUCAUUAAGACACUUGAAGACAAAGAUAGGAAGCAUCAGGUACAAAAGGAACAGCUAUUAAGGGAGCAGAGAUAUCUCAGGCGGAGAUUGGAUCAGCUAAAUGGACCAUUCCAUUACGAACGGAAACGGAGAAGUGUCAGUGAGUGCAGUUCGACAUCACCCUCGACAUCUUCCACGUCAGAAACAGAUGAGGUGGAUAUAGUGGGUUACAAUAGCAGUCAGAGUGAUACUGAUGAUCAUAGCAGCAUCCAGAGCCUGACAAGUGACGGAGGAGUGUCCAUCUGCACCAAACGUCUCAGUCUGGGAGAAAACGGAUCCAUUUAACACUGCCUACUCAUCUGAACAUUCGACACCAACGGGCAAUACUUCAUUUGAUGAUGGCGCUGAUACAGAAUGAAAAGGAUCUAGUAAUUAUCACAUGGACUGCCCAAAUCGUUUCUAAUCCUCUCCUGAAAAAAAAAAAAACAUUAAAAAAUUAUAUAAUAAACUAAAGUACGGUCAUCUUUAAAAAAAAUAUAUAUUCGCGGACUUCUUGGUGGGCAUUUUCCUUCGGAAUGUGUAAAAUAUGCAUUUCUUGCGGAUGCUCACCUACAUGUUAAAUCUCCAUUGACUUGUUCGGAGCUACCUAAUGGAAUGUACAGUCUGUGUGUUAGAUGUUUGAAAAAAAUGAGUGAAUGAGUACGUAAAGUAUAUAUUCCUGUAACAUACUACAAUUAGUGACUUGGUCACUAUAAAUUGUUUCAUAGGAAGAGCUGGAAUUGGCAUCAGUCCUUAGGCAGCUUCUAUCUCUUGAAUUCCAUCAAGAGGAAUGGAAAUUGAUAAUUACAUUUUUAAAAAAAAACUUUUAAAUUAUUUUAAACAAAAGUGCAACAAAAGUCUUUAUUUCCAGACGUAGCUUAUAAUAUCACAAGGCCUAAAAUAUUUAUUUUGACUGAGAUUAGAAAAAUUUUAUUUUUUGUUGACUAAAGUGAUAAAUGGAUGACCUUCAGAUAUCAUUCUACUUUAUUUUAUUUUAUUUUUUUAAUUUUUAGGCUCCAGCUUAAAAAAUAAAAAUAAAUUUCUGCUAACAGAAAUAAAUUAUUUAAUUUAAACCAAAAGAAUAGAAAAG
Centruroides sculpturatus (bark scorpion) is the source of this 1536-nucleotide messenger RNA. RefSeq names its product max dimerization protein 1-like. Bases 147 to 752 code for a protein of 201 amino acids. Gene Ontology annotation, molecular function: DNA-binding transcription factor activity, RNA polymerase II-specific; protein dimerization activity; RNA polymerase II cis-regulatory region sequence-specific DNA binding. The transcript has 6 exons. NCBI's taxonomy places the organism in Eukaryota, Metazoa, Arthropoda, Arachnida, Scorpiones, Buthidae. Gene Ontology annotation, biological process: regulation of transcription by RNA polymerase II. The record is from RefSeq and is a predicted model, not a curated record.